Messenger RNA from Clunio marinus, 1212 nucleotides. NCBI's taxonomy places the organism in Eukaryota, Metazoa, Arthropoda, Insecta, Diptera, Chironomidae. The record is from the annotation of a GenBank genome assembly.
AUGACUCGUCCCGCUUCGUCAUCUGCAAUUCCUUCCGAUACUAUGAGAAUUUCCACACCAUUUGUGUUCACACAUAGAAGUGACUUGACGAGUGAUCGUAACAUUCAAAGAGCUUUGAAAGAUUUUCCUGAAAUACCAUCAAAAGAGUGUAGUGAAGGGUUUAUAAAAUUCUCGAACAACUCAGCAAGAAUUCAAGAGAUUGAACAUUCAGAGAAAGCGACACAAAUUGAACCAGAAGCAGAUGAACCAAAACGACAUGAAAAUGUUACUCAAAAUGAUGGAAAUCACAUUAAAAUUUAUGCAGAAAUUGCUGAACUUCAUGAGAAGAUCAAAGAGUUGAAUGAAAAAUUGAAGAACGUCGUUGAAAUUGAUGUAGUGACACGAAAGAUGAAAGAAUGUCAAGCUGAACAUGGAAAACUUCUCAACACUCUCGAUGAGGAACGAAAUAAAAUUAAAGUUCUAGAAGAUCGUUCAAAUGAAGUGAAAGCUUUACAGAAAGUCAUUGAAGAUUUCAAGCAAGAAUUGAUUCGCAUCAAAAGAGAAAACGUUGAAUUAUCAACUCAAUGCGAGAAUCACGCAGCUCUGAAUAAUGAAGUGUCACUUUGUAAACAGCAUAUGAAUGAACUUAAGCAAUUAUUAGAAGUGAAAGAGAAAAGCCUACAGAAUGAACAAGCUGGUAGAAUGUCAAUUGAACAUUCACAAGAAGAAUUGUUGAAGAAAAUGAAAGAAGUACAAAGAGAAAAUGACGAGUUUGCUGUUAGACUUGAAGGUUUGAAAACAGAAAACGAAGAUUUCCUACGAAGACAUAAGCAACUUGAAAGUCGAAUACAAUUUCUAGAAGGCCACAGCACAGAACAACAGAAAAAGACUUUCUACUCAAUUCAAUCAACAAGUGCUGACUCAACAAUUCUUAAGUCUGACAAAACAACUUCCACGUUACCAAGUUCACACGUCAAACGAGCAACAACCUCAAAGGAAAUUAAAUUGGAAACAAAUGAAGAGAAAGAAAAUUUUAACGAUUCACAUGACCAAAUUAAUAUGUCAACAUCUUCUGCUAUUGCUUUCGCUGAUACUUUCUCGAGAUCAGUUUCAAAAGAUGACAAAAGCAUUGACGAUCCAUUGGACACGAGAACAUUUUCAAUUGAGCAAGAAAGUGAUCCCGAAGGUAUAAGUGAACUGCUAGAAGACAAUGAAAUUGAGUUAGAUCGAUAA